AUGGAUUCCCUGAUAGAUGGGAACCACACUGCAGUGUCAGGGUUCAUUUUAUUGGGCUUAACAGAUGAUCCCGUGCUACGAGUCGUCCUCUUCAUGAUCAUCCUAUGCAUCUACCUGGUGACCAUAUCUGGCAAUCUCAGCACAAUCGUUCUUAUCAGAAUCUCUUCUCAGCUCCAUCAUCCCAUGUACUUUUUUCUGAGCCAACUGGCUUUUGUUGAUAUGGGUAUGUCAUCUUCUGUUACACCCAACAUGCUUGUAAACUUCUUAAGACAGAGAUGCACAAUCUCCUAUUUUGGAUGUGCCAUUCAGCUUGGCUCGGCUGCUUUCUUUGGUACAGCUGAGGGCUUCCUCCUGGCUGUCAUGGCGUAUGAUCGCUUUGUGGCAAUCUGCAACCCCCUGCUUUAUUCAACCAAAAUGUCAACACAUGUCUGUGUCCAGUUACUCAUAAUAACUUAUGCAGUUGGUUUUCUCAAUACCUGGCCGUUUGCCAUAUGCUUCCAUUCCUUACUCUUCUGUGGGUCAAACAGAGUCAACCAUUUCUUCUGUGAUUUUGCUCCUUUAGUUGAACUCUCCUGUUCUGAUGUCAGUGUCCCUGUUCUUGUUCCCUCACUUACUGCGGGCUCCAUCAUUGUGGUUGCUGUGCUUGUCAUAGCUGUCUCCUACAUCUACAUCCUCAUCACAAUCCUGAAUAUGCACUCCACUGAGGGGCGGCACAAGGCCUUCUCCACCUGCACCUCCCAUCUCACAGCAGUCACUCUGUUCUAUGGGACUGUUACAUUCAUUUAUGUGAUGCCUAAGUCCAGCUACUCAACUGACCAGAACAAGGUAGUGUCUGUGUUCUACAUGGUGGUGAACCCCAUGUUGAACCCCCUCAUCUACAGUCUCAGGAAUAAUGAGAUUAAAGAGGCUCUGAAAAGGGAGCUUGGAAGGAAAGUAUUGUCUUGGUGA
Messenger RNA from Lepus europaeus (European hare), 948 nucleotides. RefSeq names its product olfactory receptor 5P6-like. Bases 1 to 948 code for a protein of 315 amino acids. The record is from RefSeq and is a predicted model, not a curated record. Gene Ontology annotation, cellular component: membrane. Gene Ontology annotation, biological process: G protein-coupled receptor signaling pathway; sensory perception of smell. The transcript has a single exon. Lineage: Eukaryota; Metazoa; Chordata; Mammalia; Lagomorpha; Leporidae. Gene Ontology annotation, molecular function: olfactory receptor activity; G protein-coupled receptor activity; odorant binding.